GAUGUAGACAAAUGUGUGCUCACAAUUUAAGAGAAAUAUGCUUUCUGUGCGAAUGGAACAUUUCUGGGAUCUUUUAUUUCAGCUUAUGAAACAUGGGACCAACACUUUACAUGUUGAGUUUAUAUUUUUGUUCAGUGUGUGUAAGUGGACAAAGGGAAUAAAGGGUAGGGGUGUUCAAGAGAGGGGUUGAGUGUGAGAUAGUGGUAAGGGGACUGAAGAGAGGAUUAUGUAUGGUGGGUGGAAUGUUGAAGAGGUUAUGAGGUCGGGGGUGAGGGUGUUAAAAAUAUCCAAUGCAUAAGUGCUCCCCCUUAACUAUUCUGAACAACUUGACACAGUGCACAUGGAUAUUGACUGACGUUUGUUACUAGGAUACCGUUUAGUCUUUGCAGCUGUUCUAUUGAAUCUCCUCAACUGUCAGUGUCUGGGAACAUUCUUGAUAGGUUACUAUUAUAUUUGGUGGUUUCAAAGCCAUUCAGUGAUUCCUAAUGUGUCUAUACGAUGCUGUUUUUCUGUGCAAAUUAUGGACAAUAAAAAUCUAAAGAUCAAAGAGGUUUUGUUAUUUUUUCCCCCACAGUGUUAGAAACGCAAGCAUGCCUUUCGGUGACACCCACAACAACUUCAAACUCAACUUCAAAGUUGAGGAGGAGUACCCUGACCUCACCAAGCACAACAACCACAUUGCCAAGCUGACCAAGGACAUGUACGCCAAGCUGAGGGGCAAGCAAACCUCCUCCGGCUUCACACAGGAUGACCGCACCCAGACAGGUGUCAACAACCCUGGUGAGUGCCACACAUCUCCUAUACACCCCCUGAGGAUAGACAAUAACCACCUCAAACACACAACUCUCAAAAGUAGAACUGAGCAGAUAUCCCUACAAUAG
Messenger RNA from Oncorhynchus keta (chum salmon), 881 nucleotides. RefSeq names its product creatine kinase M-type-like. The transcript has a single exon. Bases 591 to 881 code for a protein of 96 amino acids. The record is from RefSeq and is a predicted model, not a curated record. NCBI's taxonomy places the organism in Eukaryota, Metazoa, Chordata, Actinopteri, Salmoniformes, Salmonidae. Gene Ontology annotation, molecular function: kinase activity.